AUGGAGUCCUUGCUCUUGAACACCGAAGCUCCUGACUUGUACAUAAGGCAGAAUCCUGUUCCAAAUGCCUACACCUUAGCAAUCAACGACAAAAAACCAUUCAUUGUCGUUCACACAAGCCUUGUGGAGCUGCUUACUCCAAGGGAAUUGCAGGCUGUUUUGGCUCAUGAGCUGGGUCACCUCAAGUGCGAUCAUGGUGUUUGGCUCACUUUUGCCAAUAUACUCACAAUGGGAGCAUACACUGUCCCUGGUUUCGGCAUGGUUGCUGGCUUUCUGGAAGAGCAGCUAUAUAGAUGGCUACGAGCUGCAGAGCUGACUUGUGACAGGGCAGCUCUUCUUGUGGUGCAAGACCCGAAGAUUCUCCUGCAGCCACGGGAUGGUGGCGGCCUUCGCGCGGGCAGCGUGGCUCAAGGAGUACCACGAGAAGGUGCUUGUGGAGAUCUACAGGUUAGCAUGACGCUGAACAUUUUGGCCUACCUUUCACCUCUUUUGACGUGGGACACAAAACAGGUGUUUGUUUUUGUGGCAGCAGAGUGUGAGACUCCACAGGAUGCUUUUAUUCAAAAAACUGACAUCUGUGAAGGAAAAGUCCCUUGGGCUCCUCACCCAGAAUUUUGUCAAGCUCUUCUUCACCAUGAAGGUUGAGACAAUCUCACUUUGACGAAGGUGCAAGGCUUCUCCUUGGAGACGAACAUGUAGAGAGCAACAUGAGAAGUUAGCGCAUGCAUUCCUUUUGUUUAGUUCCAUGUUUGUGUUAAAUGCCUUUUCUAUCCAAAUAGAACACACAAUGGACACAUGUAAGCAGAUAUGUACUCCAAUCUUUAGAUUUUCGUUGUUAAAACACUCUAUUUGUUUAAUGAUGUUAUUGUCAAUUAAACUAGGAUCAGUGGUCUUCUCUA
Zea mays is the source of this 899-nucleotide messenger RNA. RefSeq names its product protease HtpX homolog. Gene Ontology annotation, molecular function: metalloendopeptidase activity. NCBI's taxonomy places the organism in Eukaryota, Viridiplantae, Streptophyta, Magnoliopsida, Poales, Poaceae. Gene Ontology annotation, cellular component: membrane; signal peptidase complex. The record is from RefSeq and is a predicted model, not a curated record. The transcript is spliced from 9 exons. The coding region runs from base 1 to 645 and encodes 214 amino acids.